UGUAUAAAUAGUUUGCCAUGAGGACUAUUACGAGAAAUCUCUUUCAAUAAUUGUUGAACUCGCGUCCGAUCCGUACACUCCUUAACGGUUUUUUUUCUUCGUUCUUAAAAUUGCGAUUCAAAAAGAAUAGGAUGUCGUCUAAAAUACCAAAUGAAGUUCUUAAUAAUGGCGCUAAAAUUCCAAUGCUCGGAUUUUCCUCGUGGGGUUGGGGUGAAACUGGAAAAGGAAUAAUUGAACAAGCUGUGAAAGAUGCAAUUGAUCUCGGAUACAGAUAUAUCGACACAGCCCCAAUCAAUGGCAAUGAGGAAGAAGUGGGAAACGCAAUUUUAGCAAAGAUAGAAGAAGGUGUAGUGAAAAGAGAAGAAUUGUACAUUGUGGGCAAAUUGUGGAAUCCGAAGGCCUUUCACGACCCGGCAUUAAUCAAAGACGAACUGUUAUCAACUCUGCGGAAUCUGAAUUUAACGUAUCUCGACUUAUAUGUGAUACAGUGUCCCGAAGGCGAAGUGCAGAAUGUGAAUGAUACGUGGCAUGAAAUGGAAAAGCUAAUAGACAAUUUCAUCAUUAAGAGUAUCGGUGUGUCGAACUUUAAUGAAGAUCAAAUCAAUUAUUUGUUGACCAGUGCACGUUGCACACCGGUCACAUGCCAAUUCGAUUGCCAUCCAUACUUAACGCAAAAGGAGAUGAGUAAAUUCUGUCGGUCAAAGAAUAUAGCGGUUACCGUUUACAAUCCAUUUGGCUCGUCUGCUCUGCUGGAAGAUCCACAGAUCGAAUCCAUUGCUCAAACAUAUCGAAAGACGCCCGAACAAAUUUUACUGCGAUACCAGAUUCAACGUGGACACAUUGCCAUACCAAUAUCGAUAUCCAAAAUGAAACUGAGAGAAAAUAUGGACAUUUUCAAAUUUGAGCUGAAAAGCCCGGACAUGCUUGCAUUGGGCAAACUGGAUCGCAACAAAAAUUACAGUUCACUGAAUGCGCUAUCUUAUGAACGAAUGAAACUGAAACUGUGCUUCAGACGGUGAUUUAGGCGCAUAGUAUAAGCGUAGGAAAGCUAAGUUUCCUUAUAGUGGACAAUUUGCUCAUUUAUGCCAGUCAGUGUUGCGAUGACCGUCAAAUAUAAAGUCGCCAAGGGCAUGUUCACUGGACGAUGGCAACAAUUAUAAAUGUUUUUAUUUUAUUAUUAUUUUCAGCUAUUUUUCUUUCUAAUUGAUGCUGACACUGCUUUAUUGUACUAUGUCUCAUGUGUGUGGGCGAUAAAAGACUGUUAAAUUUUCGUCUUUUUUUUUUUAAAUCGCACAUGCCCAACUUGUAAUUAUAAAACGGAAGUGAAACGAAAACAAACGAAAAAAAAAUGUAAAAUGAAAAGAAGAAAUGAAAAUAAUUUUUUAUUAAAAUAAAACCACAUCUUU
Messenger RNA from Bradysia coprophila, 1406 nucleotides. RefSeq names its product aldo-keto reductase 1B-like. Gene Ontology annotation, molecular function: oxidoreductase activity. The record is from RefSeq and is a predicted model, not a curated record. Lineage: Eukaryota; Metazoa; Arthropoda; Insecta; Diptera; Sciaridae.